Molecule: messenger RNA, 4675 nt
Organism: Aspergillus melleus
Lineage: Eukaryota; Fungi; Ascomycota; Eurotiomycetes; Eurotiales; Aspergillaceae
Product: PSP1 family protein
Exons: 3
Coding region: 1398-4055 (885 amino acids)
Cellular component (GO): cytoplasm
Source: RefSeq, a predicted model, not a curated record
AAAAGGCAAUUCAUUGGUUCGGUGGAGGCUUGUUUUACUACGAUCUGCCCGAGCUUCUUUUGCGACCAUCUCGCAAAGCGCCUUCCUUGACGAUCUCCUCCUUUAGAUUGGAAGCCUGGUCGCUUCUCUUGGGCGCAAAGGAAAAAACGGUAUUAUCGCGAGAACCGUCACAUUGUCCGAAAAGAUUAUCUUCUUUUUUUUUUCUUGUUUGGGUUUGGAUAGAUCAUAAAAAGUUCCGUUGCUACUAGACUGGUAAGUUGGACAUCAUACGAUAGCAAGACGGGAUCACUCAUGAGGGGUGCGCCGACAGACGCGAUCACGAAAUUCAUUUGCACUUCUUAUACCUUUCUGAGACUGUCGCAAACCUUCACGUUAUUGUAUCGGUUCCUGGUUUGAUCCGAAAUUGUACUUUACAAGGUAUGUGUGUCGUCAAUGCGUUCUGUCUGUCUUACCUCGGUGAAUGAAGCCCGCAACGUCCCCUACAACCUCAUGAUGUGAAUUGGUAUCCUCCCUCAUCAGCAAUUGGCUGGGCUGUCGGCAUGGUGAAAGCAAUACCAUACAGUCCAGUAUCUCGAUGAUUGGGGGCAGCUACAUCUGACAUCAUCCAACAUCUUAAGCUUCUGCAAGACAAUUGCCGCGUGCUAAGCUAUCUGAUGAUUCGAAACUCGGCAAAUAUUCACCUGCCUAGUCAUUGAAUCAGGAAGUGAAUGCUGCUUUCUGGUUAUGAUAUGACAUCAUUAGGAUCAUUGUGCAUUGUGCAUUUAUGAAUCCAGGCACCGGUGACUCCCAGCUCCUCCGCAUCCCGCUAUCGCCACCAGAAGCUGCCCGUUGUCUACUAGCUUGCCAUAUAACCCCCCACCACCCAUCCUCAUUUCAUCGUUCUCUGUUCCCUUCUUUUGCUUUCUGCCAUCAUAUCCGGAGCUUUCCAUUUUUUGAUUUCGAUCCCCCCACAACGUUAAUGCAGGCUGGGCUAACCUACCAAUGGGAUUUCCAGAGCUCAAGCUCUCCGGAGAUCUCCCUUUUUAUUGAACCCUGGGGAUAAAAGAUCUUCACCUGCUGUUUGCUCAUAGAUUUCUGCUUCUUCUUGAUUUCUCCGUCUCUUUAAUUUGAUUGGCCUGCGUGCAGACUCCAACAUUGCAAGGUAACCCUCCCUAUUCCAUCGGAGAACCGGAACUCGGAUUGACAUUAUAUCCUCAAGUCACCUUGACGAAAGUCAUCCAACCCAACAAAUAGUGUGAUUGACUACAACAAUCACUCAUUGCUUCUUCAGAACUGUACGUUAGCCGUCUCAGAACAUAUCAUCGCCCUUAUAUCUUAUGAAUUUGUGGCCGAGGCCUUGAGAGAGCCCUCAAACCUCGGUUUAAGCCUAGUGACAAUUAGUUUGUUUAGAAAACACCAUGGCUGCACCAACCGGCAAAAUUAUGCAGGCAACCAAGCCCGGCACUGUGACCCCAUCUAACAACGCGUCCGCGAGGCUGGAGAAGACUCAUCCCGGCGUUCGCCGCUCAACGCCUGACUCAGAAGCAUUGGCGUCUUCCGAUGAUGAUGGGGAGCAUGUGCAGUUUAACGCAGCAAAUCCGGCUAUUCCUGCGCCCAAGCCUGCGCGCCGUACUUCGUGGCUGAACGAAGUACCAACCAACCUCCCCCGAAAGUCCUCCCUUACCACCGCUAAUCCAUUGUCCUCGGGGGGCUCGAAUCCUACCAGCCCCGCCACCGAUCAGUCCGGGUGGCCCACUAACACCUCUCCUGGAAUGAGUAGCUCGAUUCAUUGGAAUCACGUUGGAAGCAGUUCGUUUCCAUGGGGCACAGGUAUCUGGAACACGGAAUCUAGAAAAGAACCUCCUCCUCGACUGUCCGAGAUUGUUCCAUCCCCUACGAUGACCAAUCCAAAUUCCUAUUUCAACGAGGAGUUAUUGAGCCCCACGACUCGCACGGCAUCGGGAGAUUCGGCCAUCCCAUUCUCUAUUCCACUUCAUCCCACGCCCAAGACAUAUCGCUCGCAGUCUUACUCGGUGGGCCAGUUGGAUCCCGAAUACUUGAGCCUCAUGGCCAACAAGUCAGCGUCGCCCUAUUCCGGUGCGCGUCCGCGGAACGGCGGCCAGUUUUCUGCGUUACAGCAUCGUUCUUCUCGGCCGAGCCUGCUCGGAGAACUGGGCCACGACCCUGCUACGCUUGGCCGCGUGCGCGAAGACGACGACGACGACGAUGCCGAAAGCCCCAGUGGCUCCGAUGGCGGUCUACCUACUUUUUCCACCAGCCAAGCCCGCGCUAUCGAGCAGCUUUCUAGAGAAAAUGCAUAUCUUCGGCAGGCCGCUGGCCAACUAGAUAGCGGUUUCAGAGAUCGUGCCAUGUCGUCGGCGUCGGCAACCAGUGGAUAUGCAGUUGGAGCUGGUAUCCAUAAUCUGCAUCGCCUCCCGGGGAGUGUCCCCGAAGAGGGAGAUCUUGCAGUGGAGGAUCUGGACGAGGUGGGCGACAUUCCCGGAUACAGUAACAUCCAUAGCAAUACUCGACGGAGAUAUUCCGAACACUCGGCCAAUCUCGAGAAACAGUUCCCGUCGAUCAACUCCAUGGACAACCGUGCUCUGGAUAACUUCAGGAAAGCCCAUUGGCAGACAUCCCUCGGCUUCGGAAGCAUGUCAGACAUCCCCCAGAGCCGACGACACUCCUUCGCGGACAUUCCUAUCCGGCACACUUCGGUAUCCGGGGACUCUUCUAGGAACCAGCUUGGAGAUCGGGAAGAAACCUAUACGGGUAUUGGCGACGGCUCCCUGUCAAAUGCCCAAGGCCAGAACCGUGAGUACCAGCGUUUUCAAACGGUUCCUCGCUCCGAGGAACAUGAACUGGAAGCCGAAUAUUUACGAGCUCGUCGAUUUGCAGAAUCCUAUUUUGCUCGCGACCAGGCUCUCCGUGCUGCCGAGGGUGCGUCCGCGGUUCCGCCGUCUCUUCACCCGGCCUACACGAUGCCGAAUGCCUACGGUCGCCACCAGCCAGGCCUCAUGCACCCGCAUCAGAACCAGCUCUUGUAUAUCGUAUCGUUCAAAUGCCACCGUGCCGAUGUGUUCUACAUCCAGGAAGACACUGGCCUUCAGGUGAAGGUCGGGGACCUGGUCAUCGUCGAAGCUGACCGUGGUACCGACCUGGGAACCAUUGAGCAUGCCAACAUUACUAUGCAAAAGGCUCGGGAAUUGAAGCAACACUACGCCGAGGAGCAUUACAAGUGGCUCAUGAUGUUCUCCAGGCAAGGCCAGAACGGAGCAGCGAAUGUCGUCAACACCUCCAGUGGCGUCUCCGGCAUGGCUGGUCGCAGCGCAAUUGGUGGUAUGGGUCCGCAUGGGCCGCAUGGGGUGCAGGAAUCUACCGUCGACAUCAAGCCCAAGUUGAUCAAGAGACUUGCCCAGAACCAUGAAAUCAUGACCCUGCGCGACAAGGAGGGCAACGAGGCGAAGGCCAAGCGAGUCUGCAAUCAGAAGGUUGCCGAACAUCGACUCAAUAUGGAAAUCCUUGAUGCCGAAUUUCAAAUGGACUGGAAGAAGCUUACUUUCUAUUACUUCGCGGAUUCGUACAUCAAUUUCAACUCUCUCGUCACCGAUCUGUUCAAAAUCUACAAAACUCGUAUCUGGAUGUCGGCUAUCAAUCCAGCGUCGUUUGUCACGCCUCCGUCUGCCGGAUUGCAGUCUCCCAACCCUCUUGGAUAUGGCCAGGAUGUGCAGACCGACCGUUCCCAUCAGCAGGAAAGUAGGGCUUUUGGCCCUACUCGAGAUGGUGUGAAUGUCAGUCGAGAAGCCAUUCCUAAUCCAUUGGGAAUGCUACGCAAUGCCUACCCAGAAUCGUACCAGUCUUUCACCCAAGGCCCGCGACCACCUGAGUCCGGCCUCGGUAGGCUUGGUGCCGUUGACCCUUUUUCAACGUACGUACCAAAUGCCUACACUGGCGUAGAACCAGGAUAUGCCGAUUAUGCUUCCGGCUCUGGCGCAACCAGUGGCCCUGGUCGUGCCCACGCUGCUCCAGGCGAAUGGAUGGGUCGUUUCCAAGGCCUGUCUCUCGGUGGCACUUAGAAUGUUGAUUCUAUCUUACUGCCAAACCGUCGUACCCAAACACGCCGAGCCUCCUCGUUCAACCUCUUGUUGAUUUGUUAAUUUUAAAGAACUUUAACUCCACCAUACCUUGUAUCUGAUUCUCUCCAUUCUUUUACACGAGACUUUUUUCUUUCUCUUCCCUCUUAUUCUCAUUCUCCCACUCCCACUUUCUGUCGUUAAUUCAAGUUUCACCCUCUUCUGUUUUCAUGCUUUUACUGUUAUGGGCUUGUUUUUCCUUUCAAAGAGAUUAGAAAAUGUGUGCAGCGGAUCAACCCUUUUUAUGAUCUGUCGUUUACUGCUGAUACCUAAUAGACUUUCAGCUUCACGAACUGAUGGUUUAGCCGUUCGAGCUUUUUAUUUCGCACAAUGAAUUUAUGUUUGUUUCGUUUGAACACAGAUCCGAUGCUACACUCCAAUCACUCGUUGACAUGUUGUAAUAUGUAUUUCUGCCGUUUCAUGCCUUUUUUCAUUCCUCGCAAGGUCUCAGAACGGACAUAGGAGGAAGAAUUCAUGUUUUACAGUUAGAUGAGAAUAAAUUGGACGCUUCCAAUGAGGGACCACAUUCAUUGAGUUUGGUAGUAAAGACUGUAGGGAGUUAG